Molecule: messenger RNA, 895 nt
Organism: Megachile rotundata (alfalfa leafcutting bee)
Lineage: Eukaryota; Metazoa; Arthropoda; Insecta; Hymenoptera; Megachilidae
Product: protein dj-1beta
Biological process (GO): glycolate biosynthetic process; response to oxidative stress; glyoxal metabolic process
Cellular component (GO): nucleus; mitochondrion; cytoplasm
Source: RefSeq, a predicted model, not a curated record
UUCUAUCUUUUGUAAUGUAAUCUUUAAGCUUUCUUUUAACUUGUUAUUAAUUGAUCACUAUGUAGCGUACAUUAGACACGAAAUGCUCUUUCUUUAUCAACAUACAGUAUGUAGAAUACGUAAUGCGUACUUACAUCUAUGGCGAUAUUGCUUCGUACGCUUCCACAUUUUGCACGGUCGGCUUCUGAAGGCUUAUCAGUUUUACGAUCAAACGUACGGCAAAGCGUAAAUAUGGCGAAAAAAUCUGCAAUCUUAUUAAUAGCUGACGGCUCCGAAGAAAUGGAAGCUGUGAUAACCGCAGAUAUUUUGCGAAGAGCUGGGGUUCAAGUUACCAUUGCUGCUAUUACCGACACUUUAUGCAUCAAAUGCAGUAGAGAUGUUAAAAUUUGUGUCGAUGCAAAAUUGCAAGAUAUAGCCGACCAAACAUACGACGCCGUAGUAUUGCCCGGUGGUCUUGGUGGUUCAAAAGCUUUUUGCGCGUCGGCAGAAGUAGGAAAGCUGUUGCAGAGACAAGAGAAAGAGAAUAGAAUUAUUGCUGCUAUUUGUGCUGCACCAACUGCGUUGAAAGCGCAUGGAAUUGCUAAAGGGAAACAAGUUACGUCUUAUCCUUCGAUGAAAGAUGAAUUAAAAGACGAAUAUAAGUAUUUGGAAGAUAAAGUUGUAAUUGAUGGUAAUCUGAUAACCAGCAGAGGUCCAGCUACCGCAUUUGCUUUUGGUUUAGCUAUCGUGCAGAAAUUACACGAUAAAGAUACGGCGGAUAACGUAGCAAAAGGAAUGUUGUAUUCUGAGUGAAAAAUCCAGUUAAAAUACCAUUGUACCAUUGUAUUUGUAACAUAUAUAUAUAUAUAUUUAUAUUUAUAUUUAACGAAUAAAUAUUAUGCAUGAUGCAAAAUUA